AUGCGUGAGAUUGUGCAUAUUCAGGCUGGCCAGUGCGGAAACCAGAUUGGAUCGAAGGUGUCCGAUACGGUUGUGGAACCAUACAAUGCCACUUUGUCAGUGCACCAGUUGGUAGAGAACACCGAUGAGACAUUCUGCAUUGAUAACGAAGCGCUUUAUGACAUAUGUUUCCGCACACUGAAGUUGUCCAAUCCGACCUACGGUGACCUGAACCAUCUGGUCAGUGCAACCAUGUCUGGUGUGACCACCUGUCUUCGUUUCCCCGGCCAACUGAAUGCGGAUUUACGCAAACUGGCGGUGAAUAUGGUUCCAUUCCCUCGGUUGCACUUCUUCAUGCCUGGCUUCGCUCCUCUCACAAGCCGAGGAAGUCAACAAUAUCGAGCUCUGUCUGUCCCCGAGUUGACUCAACAAAUGUUUGAUGCCAAGAACAUGAUGGCCGCUUGUGAUCCUCGCCACGGUCGUUAUUUGACUGUGGCUGCCAUCUUCCGCGGUCGAAUGUCCAUGAAGGAGGUUGACGAGCAGAUGCUGAAUGUGCAAAACAAGAACUCGAGCUACUUCGUGGAAUGGAUCCCGAACAAUGUGAAGACAGCUGUGUGUGACAUUCCGCCACGCGGUCUGAAAAUGUCUGCCACGUUUAUCGGAAACACGACCGCGAUCCAGGAACUGUUCAAACGCAUUUCGGAACAGUUCACGGCCAUGUUCCGUCGCAAGGCUUUCCUUCAUUGGUAUACUGGUGAAGGUAUGGACGAGAUGGAAUUCACAGAAGCCGAAUCGAAUAUGAACGAUCUGGUCAGCGAGUACCAGCAAUAUCAGGAAGCCACCGCAGAAGAUGGUGACUUUGAGGGUGAGGAGGAAGAAGCGUAA
Echinostoma caproni is the source of this 864-nucleotide messenger RNA. NCBI's taxonomy places the organism in Eukaryota, Metazoa, Platyhelminthes, Trematoda, Plagiorchiida, Echinostomatidae. The record is from the annotation of a GenBank genome assembly.